AUGAAUUUUGAUUCUAGUUCUUCUACUUCUAGUGAUGAAAUAUACGAUUCCAUGUUGUUAGAUUUUAUUGAGGAAAAUCGACAACAACAAGUGAUAGAGGAUACAAUAAGAUAUGUUGUUAACACCGAUGUACAAGAACAAGAAGUUCAUGGUUCACGACGUGAAAAAAUGUCAAGGUGGAUCGUUCCAAGAGAUCGUGAAGGAGCACAUGAUCGGUUAGUUACAGACUACUUUAGUGACCAUCCAUUAUACGGCGAUGAAAAGUUUCGACGUAGGUUUCGUAUGCAAAAACCUCUAUUCAUGAAGAUAGUGAAUACGUUGAGUGCAACUGAUAGAUUUUUUCAACAACAUCCAGAUGCCACAAUGCGACUGGGUGCUUCUGGAAUUAAAAAAUGCACUGCAACAAUGAGAAUGUUAGCAUAUGGUUGCCCAACUGAUCAAAUUGAUGAGUAUCUAAAACUUGGGGCAAGUACGGCAAGAGAAUGUCUUAUACACUUUGUUGAUGGAGUGAUUCGUGAAUUCUCAACAGAAUACUUGCGGAAGCCAAACGCCGAAGAUCUUGUUCAUCUCCUUAAACAAGGGGAAGAAAGGGGUUUUCCUGGCAUGAUGGGGAGCAUCGAUUGCAUGCAUUGGGAGUGGAAAAAUUGUCCAGUUGGAUGGAAAGGAAUAUAUCAAGGUAGAUCUAAAAGGGCGACGGUGAUCUUAGAAGCUGUUGUUUCUUGGGAUUUAUGGAUUUGGCAUGCCUUUUUUGGCACGCCAGGGACAUGCAACGAUAUAAACGUUCUUCAACGUUCUCCCGUCUUUGACGAUAUUUUAAAUGGUUGA
Molecule: messenger RNA, 825 nt
Organism: Chenopodium quinoa (quinoa)
Lineage: Eukaryota; Viridiplantae; Streptophyta; Magnoliopsida; Caryophyllales; Amaranthaceae
Exons: 1
Coding region: 1-825 (274 amino acids)
Source: RefSeq, a predicted model, not a curated record